CUGUGCACACUGGAAGAAAACAGCCUGCCGCACUCACAACAGAAGGGAAAGCAGAGAUCAGCGCUUUUUCGGAUCACCUGUCAGAGCCUGUCACCAGGAAAGGUGAGCCCCGGCAGGGGACAGGAGCUGCGACCACCCAGAAGGAAUAUGGCUCUGAGAGCAUUUACUGUCUGAGCACCUGGGUCCCACCAGGCACCAUGCGCUUAAUCAUGGGAGGACGGAAGAUGCCAAGAGAUGAAGAAUAUGCCUAUGGUUUAGAAGAUGACAAGUCGGCCCUGCCGGAGCCCAGGCUGCGGAUCCUCCUGGCCGGGAGGUCAGGGACAGGGAAGAGUGCCACGGGAAACAGCAUCCUGGGCCAGAAGCGCUUCCUCUCCAGGCUCGGGGCUACAUCGGUGACCAGGACCUGUGCUGUGGGGAGCUGCAGGUGGGCCAAGUGGGACGUGGAAAUCACGGACACCCCGGACCUUUUCAGCUCCGAGGUCUCGCAGACAGACCCGGGCUGCGUGGAGAGAGCCCGCUGCUACCUGCUCUCGGCCCCGGGGCUCCACGCCCUGCUCCUGGUGUCCCAGCUGGGCCGCUUCACGGCCCAGGACCAGCAGGCCUGGAGGGGGGUGAAGGUGCUGUUCGGGGACGCCAUCGUGGCGCGCACCAUCGUGGUCUUCACCCGCAAGGAGGACCUGGACGGGGGCUCGCUGCAGCAUUACGUGCGUGACACCGAGAACCGCGCGCUCAGGGAGCUGGUGGCCGAGUGUGGGGGCCGGGUCUGCGCCUUCGACAACCGAGCCACCGGUGCAGAGCGGGAGGCGCAGGUGAUGGAGCUGAUGGGCCUGGUGGAGGACCUGGUGAGGGACCACGGCGGCUCCCCCUACACCAACGACGUGUACAGCCUGGCGCAGGCCCCGGGCAGCGCGGACCCCAAGGAGAGGCUGCGCAGGGUGGCAGAGCUGGUGGCCGCCCGCGCCCAGAGGCGGCGGGAGCGCUGGCUGCUGGCCAGGCUGUGGCCGUGGCACAACGUGCCUGAGACCUGGCGUAAGUUGGGCGUGUUCGCCCUGCUGGGCACCGUGGUCCUGGUCUACCUGCUCUACAGGCAGUGGCCUGAGGCCAUGACAGAGCUCCGGACGCGCGGCGCUCGCGCUUCCGCGGCAGCAGCUUCGGCCCACCCGGAGGGGGCGGCCCCCACGGCGGGGACAGGGGGCGCCCUCCGGCGGCCGCACGUUCCUUCCCGCCCUGCAGCCGCGCCCUGGGACCUCCGGCCGCGCGCUCGCGCCGACCCGCCGGCCCCCCAGCCCGCAGCGCCGCGCCCGAAGAGAAUGGAAGGGCUUCAGAGGAGCAGAUACGGGAGUAUGGCCGAAGGCGAGAUAGAACACAAGUGGUCUGCAGCCUCGUCCUCACUGAGGAUCAUCCUGGUGGGCAAAACAGGCAGCGGGAAAAGUGCCACCGGGAACAGCAUCCUCUGCCAGCAGGUGUUUGAGUCCAGGCUGGGGGCCCAGUCGGUGACCCAGAGGUGUCAGGGGGAGACCGGCACGUGGAACGGCAGGAGCGUCCUGGUGGUGGACACGCCCUCCAUCUUUGAGGCCAGGGACCCGGACCGAGCGAUGUACGAGAACAUCGGGGACUGCUACCUGCUCUCGGCCCCGGGGCCACAUGUGCUGCUACUGGUGACCCAGCUGGGGCGCUUCACCGAGCAGGACGUGGUGGCCGUGACCAGGGUGAAGGAGGUCUUUGGGGCCAGAGCCCUGAGACACAUGAUCGUCCUCUUCACCCACAAGGAGGACUUAAUGGAAGAAUCCUUGGAUGACUAUGUAGCAAACACGGACAACCUCAGGCUUAGGGCGGUGAUCCGGGAGUGCGGGCGGAGGUACUGCGCCUUCAACAACCGGGCCUCCGGGGACGAGCAGAGGGAGCAGCUGGCCAAGCUGAUGGCCGUGGUCGAGGGACUGGAGAGGGAGCACCAGGGCGCCUUCCUCAGCAACGACCUCUUCUUUGAUGCACAGCUGCUGCAGCAGGGCGGGGGUGACGCCCGUGCAGAAGGUUACACGCGCUACCUGGCCAAGGUGCGGUCACAGGUUGCAAAGCAAACGCAAGACCUGAAAGAGGCCCAGAGAAACUGUGCCUUCAAGGUGCUCCUCCGAGUCAAAAACUGGAUUAUUUUUCAUAUCAGAAUAUUUGUGGUUCUUAUAUGCGUUUUGAUUUUUCUUGCCAUUUUAAUCAUCCUGCAUAUUACUCAUGAACUCUGAGCAUUUUCAGAUGAUACCUGCCAUCAGCUUCCAUUUUUUCAGAGUCAGCACCUCUGUCUCUGUUGAUAAGAAACUUUAUUUGCUUUUUACGCAAUUUCACUUUCAACUUCCCUUCCUUGCAUCAGACAU
Hippopotamus amphibius kiboko is the source of this 2366-nucleotide messenger RNA. RefSeq lists its product as uncharacterized. Gene Ontology annotation, molecular function: GTP binding. NCBI's taxonomy places the organism in Eukaryota, Metazoa, Chordata, Mammalia, Artiodactyla, Hippopotamidae. Bases 198 to 2237 code for a protein of 679 amino acids. The record is from RefSeq and is a predicted model, not a curated record. The transcript has 6 exons.